GCGCGGACACACCCAUUUCCUCACCGGCGUCUCGUGCACCGUUAUUGGUUUUAUCUUCACGCGCGUGGGCUGGUCUGUCCGUCUGCGUGUGCGCGAGCACAUGUGCGUGGCUGUGUGUGUGAAAGGUGACGGCGGGGUGAAGAUAACAUCAAACGCCGAGACUCUCAGCGUGGAUGGUUUUUGCGGGUCCUCGCAGCAGUGGUCACGAGUGGGUAAUUUCUCUGUGAGUGUGCGUGAUUUUUCACGCGCUCCCCACCUCCCUCUCCUCCUCCUCCUCCCCCCUCUCCUCCUCCUCCUCCUCCUGCUCCUCAGCGUGGAGGUGCGGGGCUACUACUGGCUGUGUUGUUGCGGCACUGGAUGGAUCUUACAAGCAUGUUUGCGGGUGAAGCCUCGGGCGGUGCACGCGGAGGGAAAUAAAUUUGUUUUUUUUUUUUGCUUCUUCUUCUUCUUCUUUUUUUUUUCUUUCUACCUGCUGAUCAGUCACCUCCACUGUGGCGACAUGUCAAACUCAAACAAAAGCAAGAAGGACAAAGAAAUCCUCGCAGAAUACGAGAGCCAAGUGAAAGAUGUGCGGGCCCAGUUGGUGGAGCAGCAGCGCUGUCUGGAGCAGCAGACAGAGAUGCGGGUCCAGCUGCUCCAGGACCUGCAGGACUUCUUCAGGAAGAAGGCCGAGAUCGAGACGGAAUAUUCCAGAAACCUGGAGAAGCUCGCGGAGAGAUUCAUGGCCAAGACGCGCAGCACAAAAGACCAUCAGCAAUACAAAAAGGAUCAGAACCUGCUCUCUCCGGUGAACUGCUGGUACUUGCUGCUAAACCAGGUGAGGAGGGAGAGUAAGGACCACGCCACCCUCAGCGAUCUCUACCUGAACAACGUCAUCACCCGCCUCACGCACAUCAGCGAGGACUCGGCUCGCCUGCUGAAGAGGAGUAAGGAGAUCAUCUUUCAGCUUCAGGAAGAUCUCAUGAAGCUUCUCAAUGAGCUUUACACCGUGAUAAAGACGUAUCACAUGUACCACGUGGAGACGAUCAACGCGGAAACCAAGCUGCGGGAGGCGGAGCGCCAGGAGGGGCGCGUCAAGGGCGUGUCAGGGACAAGCGGAGGGGUGGAGCCUGUGUUCGGCCUGCGGAUAGAAGAGCGCCACCAGAGACGCAACGCCGCCCGCAAGAUGGAGAAGAUGAGAGAGAAGAGGAAGGCAAAGUACUCAGAGAACAAACUGAAGACUCUUAAAGCCAGGAAUGAGUAUCUGCUGACUCUGGAGGCCACAAACGCCUCUGUGUUUAAAUACUACAUCCACGACCUGCCCGAUAUCAUAGACUGCUGUGACCUAGGGUACCACUCCAGUCUGAGCCGGGCUCUGAGGACCUACCUAUCAGCCGAACUGAGCCUUGAAGCCUCCAGGAGGGCGGGUCUGGAGGUGCUGGAGGGGGCCGUGGAGGGCCUGGACCCCGCCCGCGACAGGCAGCGUCUGCUGGGUCUCUACCCCACCGCCUUCUGCCCCCCACAGCGCUUCAGCUUCCAAUCCCACAUGGGCGACACAGUGACCCAGAUCGCCUCCCAGCCGCAGGUCCAGGCCGAGCUCACCCUCCGCCUCACACAGCUCCAGACCCGCCUGGCGUCUCUGAAGAUAGAGAACGAAGAGGUGAAGAAGACCUGGGGUGCGACUCUGACCACCCUGCAGGACAUGACGGUGCUGGACGACUUCGACGUCUCCCAGAGCUUCACCCACAGCCCGUCCUCCGAGUCGGUCAAAUCCAGCGUGUCGGACGGCUACUUGAACAAACCCAGUCUGGCCAAGAGACGGGCCAACCAGCAGGAGACGGAGCUCUUUUACUUCACUAAAUUCCGCGAGUAUCUGGAAGGGAGUAAUCUCAUCUCCAAACUCCAGGCCAAACAUGACAUACUGAAGAAAGCCUUAGCAGAGGGAUAUAAAGCUGAACUGCUGACUACCAGUCGUGGGCGGAAGAACUCCCAUAGCAAGCACCAGGAUUCAACCAAAGCCAUACCCUUGCUUGUGGAGAGCUGCAUUCGCUACAUCAACCUACACGGUCUUCAGCAUCAAGGCAUAUUCCGGGUGUCAGGGUCACAGGUGGAGGUCAACGACAUCAAGAACUCCUUCGAGAGAGGUAAUGACCCGCUGAUUGAUGAGGAGAGCAACCACGACAUCAACUCGGUGGCUGGCGUGUUGAAGCUCUACUUCAGGGGUUUGGAGAACCCGCUGUUCCCCAAGGACAGGUUCAAUGACCUCAUCUCCUGCGUCCGAAUAGAGAACCUGUACGAGAGAGCGCAGUGCGUACGUAAGAUCCUGCUGGGUGUCCCGAGGGCGACGCUGGUGGUGAUGCGUUACCUGUUUGCCUUCCUCAACCACCUUUCCCAGUACAGCGAUGAGAACAUGAUGGAUGCCGGGAACCUGGCUAUCGUGUUCGGCCCCACCCUCCUGCCAACCCCGGACACGCUCGACCAGGUGGCCUGUCAGGCGCACGUGAACGAGGUCGUCAAAACGGUCAUCCUUCACCACGACAACAUCUUCCCGGACACCAAGGAGCUGCCCGGGCCGGUUUAUGAGAAGUGUAUGACAGGAGACCAGUACUGCGAGAGUCCGUUCAGCGAGCCGGGGGCGCUGGAGGAGGCCGAGCCCGACGCCGGCACCGAGACCCAGACCAGUGACGAGGAGGGUGAGGCUGUGGAGGCGGUGGCGAGGUUCGACUACGUGGGCCGGUCGGGCCGGGAGCUCUCCUUCAAGAAGGGAGCGUCCCUGCAGCUCUUCCAGCGCGCGUCACAUGACUGGUGGGAGGGGCGCCACAACGGCAACCGCGGCCUGGUGCCUCAUCAGUACAUCGUGGUGAAGGACAGGGCCGACGUCAUGUCAGAUACACUCAGUCAGAAAGCUGACAGCGACGGAGGAAGCAGCAGCACCGAAGACAAGAGGUCCAGGAGCGAACUGAGCUCUCCCACCGACAUCAGACCACCAGAGACCUAUAACAGUCACCGGAGGAAGCGAACCGAUGGUUUAUUCCGCCGCCCCCUCGGCCGCUCUAACGACAGCCACUGCCACGGGAACGGCGGGGUGAUGGAACGAAGCUCGCCACCGGUGACGGGUCACUUCAGUCCCAGGGAGCUGCUUCUGGGACGGGGUCAGGGCUUGACCCCGCCGCUCGACAGCCCGGAGCGCCGCCGCCGCUCUGCCGCCGCCGUGACCAUGACGGUGAGCCGCCAUGAAUCGCUGCGGAGGCCGGAAGACACGCCCAUUCGGCGCUCGAGCAGUGGUCAGCAUGGAUUCAGCGACUCCCAUCGAUCCAGAGCGCUGGACCCCGACACGCUGGCACAGGACAUCGAGGAGACGGUAACUGUGGCUCUGGGGGAGUUGAGGCAGCUGGAGCGGCAGGGCUGCCGGCCGGCUCCUGACGUGGUGCUGGACACUCUGGAGCAGGUGAAGAACGGCCCCAUCACCACCUGCUCCUCCGAGUCUCCCAGCCCCCACAGCACCCCAAGUACCCCGGGCACACCGGGAACCCCCGGCACCCCCGGGACCCCCGGCACCCCGAGCCCCCUCAGUCCUCUGAGCCCCAUCAGCCCACUCCCUGGACCUCCGCCAGGACCUCCCAGACCGGCCAACCCUUCCCCAGACACCCUGGGCUCCUUCAAGCCAGUGGCGGCCGCCCGCAUCGGGGCUCCGCUGCGGCCCCCCGCCCUGAGGCCCAAACCUAUGGUUCCACCCAAGAGCAGCACCCCGCCUCUGCCCCCACCACUAGACAAAUCCUGCACCAUGUGAGCCAAACCAGGCCGAUAAAGGGCCGAAUCAGGCCUACCCGGGCCAAAAAUGGGCCAGAAGAGGAGAUCAGGGUACUGCUUAAUGUUUAUAAUCAACAUGAGGGUAGACAUGGUAGGGAGGACAAAAAGGGUUUUAAUGUAGUAAUAAAAUAUAAUAUAUGACAUGACCUAUGAUAUGAUAUGCCAUGAUAUUUAUGUGUUGUCAGGUUGGUGUGUAACUCUCUUGGUGUGUAGGAGUUUACUUUCUCCAUGUAUUGAAGCAUUUAUCAAAGGUUAGCUAAAAGAACUGCUGAUAGAGAUACAGGAGCGAGCGGAGGCAGAGCAUCCUGUCCUGUAUAUGAGAUAAUAGUCAGAGAGACAUGGGGGAGUGUAGUUCAACUCCAGUAAAAUGUAGUUGCAGUGACGUGAAUGUUGGCUGUACUGUCAUGAAGAUAGGCUUGCGUUAGCUGAAGAGCCUAUCACGAAAAAGGCUGCUGUUUUCUUAAAAAACUAUCUCGACUGGCUGCUGUAUAUGUGACAAGCGAAAGGAAGUGAAGGAAGAGGACACGGCAGAGUGAAGCCAACGAUGGUUCAACAACAAACGUCUGUGUGACUUGAUUUAUUUUUUUAUUUUUCACUCGGUUCAGCUGCUAAGCUCACUUACACCUCAAACCACGAAAACGCCUCUUGAGGUCGUCGGUGACACAAAACUCACGUUAUUUAACCAAUGUCCAGCUAUUUAAUGAAUGUUUCCAGUAUUUAACGACUGUUCAGCCAUCUAUUGAAUGUUCGGUGAGCUGCCGCUGCGGCUCACUUAACUUUUUAACAGCCUUUCUUGUGUUUUCGGAUGGAAAGCCCCCCACGCCCAGACCGGAGCUUCAAACAGGGUGUGAUGGUUGAGCGGUGGAGGGAGUUAAGAGCUUGGACAGAACUUUUUCUGGGAUGGGGUGGGUGUAUGAUUUCUUUCUCGUUUGUGUGCAAGAAGAGUGUGUGUGUGUGUGUGUGUGUCCUGCUUGCCUGCCCUUGUUCUGCUCCCUUGUAAGUGCAGAAGCACUAGAAUAGUGAUAGAUGAUAGAUAAUUCAUGCCUGCCUUGAGUGCCAGAACACGCAAGAGCAAGUUGAGAAAAUGGUGCAGCGAGUGCAAAAAGCAUGCCACUUUCUGUAUGUAUGUGUAUGUUCGUGUGUGUGUGUGUGUGUGUGUCUGUGUCAGAAUAAUGGUUUACCUGCUUGUUACACUGAAGUCACUAGUUAACCUUAAAUUCACAGGAAGCUAACAGGGUGGGGCUCUGUGUGUAAACGCCCAAAAAACACUUGAACAGCACACUGAAUGUGGCCUCCAACCGGGCUGGUAACUGAUGCGAGUGUGGUGAUUCAAAUGAGAUAUGACGUGCUGAGAUGGGUUAUGGAUGUGUGUGUGUGUGUGUGUAUGUGUGUGUGUGUAUAUGUGAAAGUGCCUUUUUUUUAAUCCUUGUCUUUUUUGGGGGGAGUUGUGAAUCCACUCACGCAUGUCCAGAACGAAGAGCAGCAGCACUCCGAAUGAAAUAAUCAUAAAGUGUUUAGUAGAUUACUGAAUUAUGAAUUCUAGCAUUAACCCAUUGUGACAUUGCACUUUGAUGUAUAGGACUGUGUACUUGGCAUGUAGCAUCAUAACAUGUUGGUGCAUUUUAACUCAAAGGGAGGUUUCUUUGAAUGUGUUUGAUAAUAAAGGAAAUGGUUUUUGUCUGUUAGUGUUGCUGUAUUUGAAAAACUGAGCUUCCUGAAGAUGAGCUCAUAUAGCCAAAUGGAUUGUAUCAAUGUGUUGUAUUUAUAUUAUAAAUAAACCUGAAUAAAUUAGCAUUCAAGUCAA
Molecule: messenger RNA, 5593 nt
Organism: Thunnus maccoyii (southern bluefin tuna)
Lineage: Eukaryota; Metazoa; Chordata; Actinopteri; Scombriformes; Scombridae
Product: SLIT-ROBO Rho GTPase-activating protein 1-like
Exons: 24
Coding region: 101-3769 (1222 amino acids)
Biological process (GO): negative regulation of cell migration; signal transduction
Cellular component (GO): cytoplasm
Molecular function (GO): protein binding
Source: RefSeq, a predicted model, not a curated record